Colletotrichum chrysophilum is the source of this 240-nucleotide messenger RNA. RefSeq lists its product as uncharacterized. Bases 1 to 240 code for a protein of 79 amino acids. The record is from RefSeq and is a predicted model, not a curated record. Lineage: Eukaryota; Fungi; Ascomycota; Sordariomycetes; Glomerellales; Glomerellaceae. The transcript is spliced from 2 exons.
AUGGGCGCCAUGGAUUGGAAGUAUGUCGGAAACGAGAUGCACCGGCGAAAGUGCAGGGGCAAAGAAAGCAAGGUCUACCUCUCAGGCAUACGUCUGCGUCCGAAGACCAUCGAAAGGGGGGUUUUGAGAUACUGCUACGAGACUGCCAUCGAGAAGGCCAUGUGCCGAAAGAUGUACCCGAACCGCCCAUGCCGGAAGAUCAGCCGCUUCUCGUGUGUACACCAGCGCCUGAAGAGAUGA